Osmia lignaria (orchard mason bee) is the source of this 2818-nucleotide messenger RNA. RefSeq names its product polynucleotide 5'-hydroxyl-kinase NOL9. Gene Ontology annotation, biological process: cleavage in ITS2 between 5.8S rRNA and LSU-rRNA of tricistronic rRNA transcript (SSU-rRNA, 5.8S rRNA, LSU-rRNA). Gene Ontology annotation, molecular function: polynucleotide 5'-hydroxyl-kinase activity. The record is from RefSeq and is a predicted model, not a curated record. Gene Ontology annotation, cellular component: nucleus. NCBI's taxonomy places the organism in Eukaryota, Metazoa, Arthropoda, Insecta, Hymenoptera, Megachilidae.
CAAACUGGAUUAGGUUAUGUUUUGAGAGUGCAGCCUAAAAUUCAUUUACAGUAGCUAGUUUGAGGUUAAUCAUCAAGGAUGCGUCCUUUAAAAUGCUGAGUAUCGUCCUUUCUAGCCACUUUGUUUACGUAACAUAAAAAUGAAAACGACGCAAAUAAAAAAAUUGAAAACAAAAAUUCUUAAAAUUGGCACGAAACAAAGCAAGGCGAUAUUGCCACAGUAUAAAGCGAAGCAUCAAAUAGUUUAUGGAAAAAAGAAAUCCUUUCUUAAAGGUUUAAUUAUGAAUUCUUCACGCGCGAAAAGUAAAACCGUUCAGAAUGCUUCGUUAAACAGAAAUUCGCCAAACAAGAAACAAGGAAUUUCGGAGUGUAUCGUAAAACAAAGAAAGAAAAAGUCACGCACUGUCCCAAAAGAGUUUGGAAGUGCAAAACAAAAUUCAAUGGGUCUUUUCUUUGAGUCGAACCACGACACGGCGGGAACACCGUUAACCAGUGAGAGCUGUGACAAGCGAUGUAGUGACAUUUCAGAACAAAGAAACAUAGGUGCACCGGUAAUAGUCGAAGCGCUUUCGGACAGCUUGUCUUCGCUCAGUAUACCGCAAGUAUUUCGACAGAAUCAAAAAACGAGAGCGCAAGAAAACGAUGUCGCUGACUUUGAUCCAUCGUACAUGGAGAACGUCGAUGCGCAACAGAACGAAAUCAUCGUUACUCGAUCGUCGAACGAAAAUAAUAAUUCCAAUAACGAGGGAAACCAUAAUAGAAUAUCGUCACCGUCAAAGAGCAAUCGUAGACAACGAAAACAUAAAAAAUCGUUAGAAAACAGCAAUGCAAACGAUCCUAAUUCUAGUCCAGAGAAGCCUGGCGUAUCUGUCAGUAGAAAGGAAGAAGAAUUCUUUGUCGACGAGGCGAACGAUGAAGAUAACGGUACGACAGAAGUAAACGUUACUUGUCCAAGCAGUAGCAACGAUAUUCGCAAUGAUCAGUAUUCCGUACGGUUUUAUUGUCUCAAGAAUAAAAUUGUGGCUGUAAUGGCAGAGAAGUCACGGUUCUGUUUCACUGGUAAAUUAGUAGUAAAAGUGAUAUACGGAGCGGUGCAAGCUUACGGUUACGUUAUAACUACGAAGAAUAGCCCUAUCGAGAUCUACUCUCCAAGGGGAUACAGCAACGUUUCGAUCGAAACGAGUAAUGGAUUUUCAGUAGAAAACCAGUCGGAUAUAUGGACGUCGCUUAAUGCCGAAGGUAUCAAUCGAGGUACGGAAAAUAAGUUAGUCGUCGAUAUAGAUCAAAUCCAAAGCGGCAUGGCGAUAGUUCUGCUAUGGAAUUUAGAGAAUAAACUGACCAAGUUUCUGAACGUCUUUUAUCCGUUUCGAUUAUUUCCAAAGAUAAGAAAUGGAUCGUAUCAUUCCUGGAGCAGCCCAAAGAGAGCCGAAGUAAUAUUACAAUCGAAUCUUUAUAGCGGUAACAACGAUUGUAAGGAAUUGAUCGUUGAUCCACGCGUGGCGUACGAAGUUGGUGAGAAAAUGUUAAACGACUGGCGCGAAAACAAAUGGUCUUGCGCUUUGAUCGCUGGUGGUAAAUCCGUGGGUAAAUCUACUACUAGCCGUUAUUUAAUAAACAGUAUAUUAGCCACGUCUAAGCGGGUGGUAUUGGUGGAUGUUGAUCCCGGUCAAACGGAAUGUACACCAGCUGGUUGUAUAUCGUACAGUUUAAUCGAGGAACCUCUGAUGGGGCCAAAUUUUACGCAUUUAAAGACACCUGUAUUCCAAUUGUACAUCGGAGACGUGAACGUGUCACGAUGUAUCACGCGGUACAUCGAAAGUAUCAGACUGUUGAUCGAUAAAUUGUUACACUGUCCCGUUCUAUCGCAAUUACCCAUCGUCGUGAAUACGAUGGGUUUCUCUCAGGGUAUCGGAUGGGAGAUAAUUAUGUAUACGAUAAAAUUGAUUCGACCUUCUUUGGUGGUACAAAUCAUGUCUGAGAAAGCUAAAAACAAUUACAUUGGAUAUUUGAGUAAACAAGUUGUAAAUCGACAGCAACCGUGGUCUUCGUGGAGCGUGAACGAUAUCGAUUGGAACCGACCAUGCGAUCACGAGCUUUACGUGGUACGUUCGCACGCGGAACGUAAAGCACCUGCAGGAUACGAAACCUGGAACAUGGAGCCGUAUCAACAGCGGGAACUCGUUAUGAUCUCCUAUCUAAGUGAAAUCGCUCACAAUGCUAUGUCGCGCAAUAAUGUUGCAUCAUUAAGUAUUAACGAAGCAGUGCCCUACGCAACACCUUUUUCUUCGUUAUUCAUUUCGAUCCCGCGAACGUUUGUACCUCCCACGCACGUGUUAAACGUAAUAAAUGGUAAUAUAGUAGCUCUGUGUGGAAUCGAUAUACAGGACGACGAUCCACAAAGAAGCGAAACUACAUCUGGUCCUCGCAUACUGGAUAGAUCGCCUCUUUGCCCUUGUUACGGUUUCGGAAUCGUUAGAGGAGUCGACAUGGAACGGGAAGAAGUGUUUAUAAACACACCAUUGCCGGUAUACGUGAUGCAAUACGUGAACUGUUUAAUGGGUUGUAUACCGGUGCCCGUCACGCUUUUACAGUUGAAUCAACAAAAGAACGUACCUUACACCGGUGGAAAUCACGUUUUGCCAAUGAGCCGAGAACCUCGUAGAGGAUAUUUCCGUAUGAGGUACCAAAGAGUGCAAAACAAUGCUUAAAAACGAUUCGUCGAUGAGUUUUGAGAAGCUGUACAUAGCAUUGAUAUUUCUUUUCAAUCAUCGAAUAGCCAUUUCUAAUGUUUUCUUUGAUUCUUUUUUUUUUUUCAUUUU